GUGCAAUGUGCUCUAGUUCGUCAUCGGUUCGACCUACGCGGAGUUGUAUUGUUUUGCGUAUAAAGUGGGAUUCCAAGCUCGUCGAGGCUCGUCCAGUACGUGCCGCUCUUUUAUCACGGAGUUUCGCCCGUAUCGAUCGACCAGUCGUUGCAACAACCAGUUCCCGCUAGACAGUCGCUUGGAAUCAUUCGCAGACGUACCUUCGCACGAUAUCACGGUCAAGGUGGAGCUUUCGACGGAUCUAAGAUGACAACCAUCAACCAGGCUGGUUGUUCACCAACCUGGAAGAUUUGCACAAUUCUUCUGUUAGUCUGCAAGUUCGCGGCCGCGAAUACACAGACCUUCGUCGUGAGCAAUACCGUAGAUGAUCAGAUCGGUAAAGAUUUCUUCGUGGGACCCUGUCUAGUUAAUAUUAAUCAGACCUGUCCCGACGAAGAAGUGACGUUCUUUCUCUUUACAAAACACAAUCCAGAAGAGGGACAACAAUUACUUGUGAACGACACCAGCUCAAAUCUUGCCGAUACCAAUUUCAUAGCGGCGUUGCCUACGAAGAUUAUCGUUCAUGGUUACAAUUCGGAUAUGCAGCUAAGUUACUUGGUGGAUGUUAAGAACGAGUACUUAAAGAGGGCCAGUUACAAUGUCAUAGCGAUCGAUUGGCACCGUUUGGCGAUAGGACCUUGUUACCCCAUAGCUGUCCACAACGUGCCUCACGUGGGCGACUGUCUGGCACAGCUGGUUGACCGUCUGAGAGACUACGGUGCCAAGGACAUUCACGUGAUCGGCUUCAGUUUAGGCGCCCAUGUUCCAGCUUUCGCGGCCAACGUACUACGACCGUACAAACUUACGAGAAUCACCGGUCUCGAUCCGGCAAUGCCGCUUUUCAUUACCGUCAAUAAGGACGAGAAGCUUGACUCGAGCGAUGCCGAAUUCGUCGACGUGUUACACACGAAUGCCUUCAUUCAGGGCAAAAUCGAACCGAGCGGUCAUAUUGACUUUUACAUGAAUGGUGGUGUCAAUCAACCUGGUUGCUGGGAACAUGGAAAUCCCUUCGGAUGCAACCACCACAGGGCGACAGAGUACUUUUGCGAAUCGAUCAACUCGAAAGUCGGUUUUUGGGGCUGGCCCUGUCCCGGUUUUGUAGCUUAUCUUCUGGGUCUCUGUCCGCCCAAAUUUCCCGCGGUGCUGAUGGGUGAGGAUGUCAAUAGGAAGUAUCGGGGUUUUCAUCUGGUGAAGACGAAGGCGCAUAGUCCAUACGCGGAAGGAAUGUUCACGGUGGAGGAUUUUUAUCAGCAGAAUCUUUAUCAGUGAUUGCGACAGUAACUCACUUGAACAUUUUUUUCUCUAGAUAGAGAAAGAUUACAUUACGAAGACUAUAUUUUGAUGAAACGUGAAAAUAUGGAUAUCUUACCGCAAAAACGAAAAAGAUUCUUUCUGUUAACUCCUCCUCGCGUGUCAGGAAAUUCGAAAUAUCUCGACGGUGCCAAGUAUUUUAUCAUAGGAGGACAUAUUGUAAGUUAUUCAGUCAUAAUAAACUCUAAAUAGAAAUACAUUCAAAGAUACAUGAGUCUUUGAAAGAAAGACAUAUA
Acromyrmex echinatior (Panamanian leafcutter ant) is the source of this 1586-nucleotide messenger RNA. Its product is annotated as lost and found. Gene Ontology annotation, molecular function: serine hydrolase activity; protein binding; lipase activity. Gene Ontology annotation, biological process: lipid catabolic process. The record is from RefSeq and is a predicted model, not a curated record. NCBI's taxonomy places the organism in Eukaryota, Metazoa, Arthropoda, Insecta, Hymenoptera, Formicidae.